Drosophila suzukii is the source of this 5336-nucleotide messenger RNA. RefSeq names its product TBP-associated factor 3 (gene Taf3). Gene Ontology annotation, molecular function: transcription factor binding; p53 binding; protein heterodimerization activity. The record is from RefSeq and is a predicted model, not a curated record. Lineage: Eukaryota; Metazoa; Arthropoda; Insecta; Diptera; Drosophilidae. Gene Ontology annotation, cellular component: transcription factor TFIID complex. Gene Ontology annotation, biological process: positive regulation of transcription by RNA polymerase II.
UCUCUAAAUAUUAGAAAAAUUUAAGGUGUACACAAAAGAAAACAUAACCGCUGCAAUACAGUUUUUCAUUGCCCAAGUUAUAGUAACCGCCUGUGUAAAGCGUUUAAUUGAUUGUACAUGUAACACGAGUCGGGUCAAGUAACUGCACGGCACGGGUGUGCCGUACACAUGAAGAAUAACAAUGGCAGACAAAUAUGCUUCAGAUUUGGCUCUUGUUGUUAUUGCGCAGAUAACACAAACUAUUGGUUACAGCUGCACUCUGAGUGCCCCAUUGGAGUUGUUGCAGGACAUAAUGCAGAAGUUUACGCAGGAGUUUGCCCGAGACCUCCAUUGUAAUAUGGAACACGCAAAUCGUAUCGAGCCUAGUCUUAGGGAUGCACAGCUCAGCAUGAAAAAUCUUAACAUUAAUGUUCAGGAACUGUUGGAUUACAUCGGGAAUGUCGAGCCUGUCGGUUUCACCAGAGAUGUGCCCCAGUUCCCUAUCAGAAAAGCUGUGAAUAUGAACUUUCUUAAACCUGGAAGCGCAGAGACCCUGACACGGCCUGUCUAUAUAUUUGAGUAUUUGCCGCCGAUGCAGGACCCUGAGCCGCGGGAGACUCAGGCCGAAGCUCAUAAGGAAUUUGCACAAAAACUAGAAUUUGUGUCCAAGGCAGAGUUCGAUGCGACAAGUCCGGUGGAUAAACUGGGCACCAAUCAAAUCGAUUCCCGUUCUCCGAACGCGGUGAUAAACUUUCCAUCAAAUUCCUUUGACUCGGAUGUUGGUCGUUCAGUCCGUGAAAUGAGCAGCGUUGUAAUGACUACAGGCGGAUUUAUUAGUCCAGCCAUCGAAGGGAAACUGCCAGAAGCCUUUAUACCGGAUAUAAUUGAAAAAUUUAAAGGCUUAGACGCACCGCCUCCCUCGUUGAUAGCUAUCAACCAUUUGGAGCAUUCUGAAAAAGAAUUGGUUACAUGCGAAAAAGAAGCAGCAGUAAAUUCACGAAAAGUAAUACCCCCCCAAUAUUCAGAAACUAAAAAGGUCAACCAAAAUGCUGCAUUAUUGACAAGUGAAAACGCGGAGCCAUCUUUGUUAUUUUCACCUAACAAUCCUCCGAUGACAUCCGCGUUGUCUGCUGCAAUAUCGAAGAAGAACAGAAAACAGAAACCGGACUUAACAGGCGAGCCUGGUCAAAGGGAUAAAUCCUAUAACUCUUUCGGAAAGUCUCAAGAAAAAUCCCAACGAAAGGCUUUAAAAAUGUAUCAAAAACAUUCGAAGAACCAAAAUGACACUUCUAAUACUCAAAUGCUGCACAUGAAAAAGUCUAAAAAGCGAGUCAAUCGCGGAAACAGCUUAUCCGAUCCGAAUAGAGUACAUAUAGAAAAGAUGUUAAAGAAGCAGGCUAAGCAUAAGCAAAAGAGUGUUCAACUUGAUCUUGAUGGGAAAAAUUACUUACAACAUUCUCAAACUAUAAGCGACUUUCCCAUUGAAGCGAACUUGAAUACAGAAAAUUCGAUUCCAGUUGAUAUCCCUAGUGCGGCGCCUGUAGUUAUGAAGCAAAUUGAGAAUGAUUCUCAAAGUUCAGUUUUUCCAGUACAGCCAGGGGGAACACAACAAUCGCAAGUAUCAUUGCCAUCAAAAAAAAAUGCAUCAGAACCGGAACGAAGUAAGUUGGAUAUAUUUAAGAAAAUUUCUAAGCCCCGCACCCCCCGUCAGGAUGGUGGAGCAAUUUCGGUACCUCCUGGAAUAGGAGUACGUGUAUUUGGAAGUACUAUAACUGCUCCGCCACUAAUUAGUCUCCCAUCUGGGACUACUAUAACACCUACACCUCCGGUAGGGCUGAAUCCGGAGAACGCAAACGUUCCUAAUAUGAAAAUUAACCAAUAUGGUGUAUUGGGUCAAACGCCAUCUUCUCCUAAAGCCGACGUAGAAAUGUCAAUUAUUGAUUCGAUGAAGCCAAAAAAGCGGGGCCGGAAACCUGGAGGAAAAAACCUAGUAAAACAAAUAAAUUUUACAUCACAUUCGCUUAUUGAAUCGGCUAAAAAGGAAAAGUCAUCGCAUGUAAUUGCACUCCCGCUAGCGUCUUCUACGAUGCUGUUAUCACAAAAUUCCUUAAACGUAUCUAUGCCAACAGAGCCUCUGAACCUGUGUAACACAGAUCAGGCCUCUAUCGAAUAUAUACCAAACUUUCACGCAAAAGAUAAAAAGGAAAGAAAAAAGUACAAACUAAAAUAUGACUCGAACUUACCACAAAACUUAAAGGAAUUAAACAAGGUAUAUUCCCCCGAAACAACAUCCUCAACCCUAACUAAUUCAAUACAUCUUUUGAAACAAAAGAACGAAACAGCCUGUCCGGAUCCAUAUAUGACAGUUUCCAACACGUUAUCCAAUUCAUCAAUGUAUCCUGGCAACCAAACAGGAAUGGUUCCAUUGCUUCCUCUAUUGCACUUUCCACCACGACCAGGAUUAAUUCCUUCAGGACCUGGUCUUUUUCCUGCAGUAACCGGACUGGUCGGCUUUGGAAAUAAUAACAACAGAGUCGGCAUUGCACCGUUCAUAGCUUAUCCGGGCUCAGAAGGAUCUGUUGCGGACACCGUUAGAUGUCCACCAAUUAAAGAUUCUGCUGAUACUGGUACUGAUCAAUUCCUAAGGCGAUCCGCACAGAUGGACUUGCAAAUUGAUAGAAACUACUGCAAUGUUGCUCCGUUGGUGCCAGACUCUAUGAAAUUUUCUGAUUGUAAACCAGUAACUUGCGGUAUUACUGACAUGGAAAAUACAUUUGCACCACAGGCUCCACCGAAAUUUAAAUCAAGACCAUUAGUACAGGCUUCUGGAAAUCUUGGUGAUCCGAUUGAGGUAUCCGAUGACUCAGACGAAUCGAUACAAAACAGACAGCUGGUUCAAAACAGAUCUCCAUUGCCUUCUCCAAACAACGCCAGAGCGAGCUUAGUACAAUCACAGUCUCAAUCGUUUGCGCCUUCAUCGUCUUUAUGCGAAGACAAGAACCAACUGGAUUUAAGGAAUACUAUGCCUAAUUCAAGCUCAAGUGAAGCAAUUAAGAAGUUAAAAAAGUCAGUUAAACUGAACCUUCCCGAUGUAAAAAACAUAAUUCACACCGCUGCUCCCCAGUCAUCAUUUCCUCAAUUCAACUUGCCAAAUUUUAUAGGAGGUGAUAAGUUCAGUUUAGCUGGUGGAGCGGAUCUAAUCCCUUUGGCGAGAAUAGAUUGCGGCUCGGCAUAUUCAUCCCAAAAGGUGCCAUCCAGUAGCUUGACAGGGGGAGUGGCUUCAGGCGUAAACCCUAUUUUACCAAAUCACAUAUCUGAAGAUCAGCAAUUUAUGCCAACAUUUUCAAACUACGAUGAUAUUACUAUUACACCCACCGGAGCGAUGUCGGUAGAUCUCAAAGUGCGCAAACACCAUAAAAAGCCAAAAAAGAUCAAAGAUGGAAAAAUUAAAAAGAAAAAGGACAAAAAGGAUAAAUCAAAAAGAAAAGAUCGAGCUGGGAUAGCGUCUUAUAAAAGUGACCGAAAAAUAAAAGGGCUUGACAAAAAGCAAAAAAAGGAAAAAAAGAAGGAUAAGGAAAAACAGAUUUUAAUUCAUAUUCCGGAUGUCGACGAAUUUCCCAGGGCGCCCUUAAUAAACAACUUAGAUCAUGCCUCUACUCAAAGUGUACCCGUGAGUACACCUGUGAUGAAAUCAAGUCCAAAGCCAAUAAAAUCACCAAUAACGGCCACUUGUGCAAUGUCUCCAAAGAUACAGCAGCCUCAAUGUCAAAUACCAAAACUAACACUAAAACUAAGUGGCAAAUCCACAACGUUUCCGUCUCUUGAAAAAGAGAAAGACACGCUGGAUACAGGAAAGGUUAAACAGCAAACUAUACUUCCAGUAGAAAAGAAAGAGCGAGAGCGAGAUAAUUCUCCGGAGCUAGCCCGGUUUUCCCCAUUGGUCACCGGGCCGCCUAAGAGCAAACAAUCUGAUACACAUUUAUUAGGCAUAUCAAAUGCAGGACCUCUUUUAAGCAACAGUUCCGUUAAUUCUACCCAAGUAAUACCAGAACCUUCCCCAAUACCUACGCGAACGUCGCAGAUAUCCAUAAGUCAAACCUCGUCCAGCUCAGCCGGUUGGCUGUCGAACCCUAGUAACAGUAAUGCUGCGUCGUCCACGCUUUCGGCUAGCUCAGUUUUGUUACCACAGCAAUUGAUGUUGUCAUCUAAUACGAUCAUAAAUAACUUCUCAUCAGUAACGACCAGUAGUGGAGGGUCCGCGCCUAAAACUGGCUUGUUCAGCUCACCAGCAAAUAUUCCAGAAGAGAAUUCACAUAUUGCAGAAACAAGUCGUCCAUCGUCAUACGUUGACGCCGAGGGUAAUCGUAUAUGGAUUUGUCCGGCUUGUGGAAAGGUAGACGAUGGUUCUGCUAUGAUUGGAUGUGAUGGCUGCGAUGCGUGGUAUCAUUGGAUUUGUGUGGGAAUUACUUUUGCCCCUAAGGACAACGACGAUUGGUUCUGUCGCGUUUGUGUGACAAAAAAAAGAGUCCAUGGGUCUGAGAAAAAAAAGAGGCGAAAUAAGAAAAAGUAACUUUAACUUUAUUUAGUUAAAUGACACAGCCUGACAGAAUUUCCUUCUUUUGGUUGUCCACGCCUGAUGGCUUUUUAUUUUUAUAAAUAAGGCUUUAUUCAGCAUAAGUUGUCACUACACCGGUAUUCUCGGUGUGAUUAAGUUAAGAUAAUAAUAAUUUUUAUUCGCAUAUUUGCUUAUAUCACAAACAUGAAUCAUAUAGGUGUAGUGGCUUAGAAAAGUCUAGUUUAUCGAAACAAAAUGCUGUCAGGCCUAAGCAACCAAAAGAGGAACAUUCUGUCGCGCUUGUUAUAUACAGGGGUGUCACAGAAAUCUCUUCCAAUCAAAUUUCCCCCCAAAAGUACAUCUCUGUGUCACAGAAACCGGUUUUAAAAUGAGUAGACAAAAAUUUUUUCCAAAAACCAGUCCAAAUUUACUCCGAAAUUCUAUAAAUUCUGUGAGAUCGAGGAUUUUGGUUUGUUGGUUUCAAAAGCAACCGUCCUCAAAACCGUCGACGGUUUGUGUGACACUCCUGAAUAUGUUCUGUAGUUUUUUUAACUUUAACCCAGACAUACCGCACAGGACUUUGCUUCGUCAUUAUAGCAAGUUAAUGCCUUAUUUAACAUUUUUUAAAAUAGUUAAAAUUGUUUUGCGAUCGUAAGGCUCUCCGCAUUCUUUUACAGACGGAACUUCUAAUUAUAAAAUCAAAAUUUAUUUGCCUUCACAGCUACUAUUCGGUACGACAAAUUUGUUGAUAUGUGCCCUAAAUAAAACUUCGUAUCUCUUAAUAAAGUGAUUGAACUCAUUA